This is a messenger RNA of Eufriesea mexicana, 1055 nucleotides long. Its product is annotated as beta-1,4-N-acetylgalactosaminyltransferase bre-4. The record is from RefSeq and is a predicted model, not a curated record. Gene Ontology annotation, cellular component: Golgi apparatus. NCBI's taxonomy places the organism in Eukaryota, Metazoa, Arthropoda, Insecta, Hymenoptera, Apidae. Bases 63 to 1055 code for a protein of 330 amino acids. The transcript has 2 exons. Gene Ontology annotation, molecular function: N-acetyl-beta-glucosaminyl-derivative 4-beta-N-acetylgalactosaminyltransferase activity; galactosyltransferase activity. Gene Ontology annotation, biological process: carbohydrate metabolic process; glycosphingolipid biosynthetic process.
AAAAGAUAUAUAAUGUACUUGUUUGAUUGAAAUGCUGAUUACGAGUUGAAGCAAAGGUUAGAAUGAGGAGCAUUCUUAACAUUUUGAAAAUCUUUGUCGCUUUUUUUCAUGACUAUGCACGAGGAUUAUCAUAUACCAUUAUUACGAUUUUGGUUCUGGGUUACUGUUUAGACCCGGCGCGAUUUGCUUCACAUUACACUUUUAUAAAAACAGAAGAUAUUUACGAUGAAAUGGAAAGAUCUUAUCCUGCGAAGGAUAAUUCAUGCACGAUCAUGAUAAAUCCCCGUAAACCAUUUCAAUUAUUUUAUCCCGAGGAACAUCCUCGAGAAGAUCCCGUAGCAAUGGCGCGGCGUUUAGGUAUAUUACCUGGAGGACAAUGGAAACCUUUAAACUGCCAUCCUCUUUUCAAUGUUGCCAUUAUUUUACCAUAUAGAAAUCGUCAAACACAACUUACUGUCUUCAUGAAUUAUAUUCAUCCCUUCCUACAAGCUCAAAAUCUUGAUUAUAGAAUAUUUGUGAUAGAACAAAGUCCAAUGCGUGAGUUUAAUCGUGCUAAACUUUUCAAUGUUGGAUAUGCAGAGGCAACCAAAGUGAAUGAUUUUCACUGUUUCAUCUUUCAAGACAUAGAUUUAAUACCUCAAAACCCUGCCAAUAUAUAUGCCUGUACUAAAAUGCCAAGACAUAUGAGUUCAAGUGUAAAUACAUUCCGUUACAAUUUACCAUAUAAUGGUUUAUUUGGAGGAGCAAUUGCAUUAACACGUAAACAAUUUGAAAGAGUUAAUGGAUUUUCUAAUGUUUUCUAUGGAUGGGGUGGAGAAGAUGAUGAUUUUUAUAGUCGUUUACAAUCAAGAGGUUUUCAAGUUACGCGUUUUGGACCUGAUAUUGCUCAGUAUUAUAUGUUAACACACAAGAAAGAAUCUCCAAGCAAUGCUAGAUUUAAAAAUCUUGAGAACAGUGCUAAAAGGUAUGACACUGAUGGAAUUAGUAAUUUAAAAUACAGAGUUUUGAAUCAUCAAUUAAGGCCAUUAUACUCUUGGAUUUUAGCAGAUGUUUAA